Messenger RNA from Cylindrotheca closterium, 801 nucleotides. Lineage: Eukaryota; Bacillariophyta; Bacillariophyceae; Bacillariales; Bacillariaceae. The record is from the annotation of a GenBank genome assembly.
AUGAUCUACGGUGCCAACAACGACAGCUGUGAAAAGGAUAGCCACAGCAGCAGCUACUCUAAUCUUGAGGAUGACAGUCUAAUGUCCCUUUUUGCAUUUCCGCUGCCAUCCUUGGAUCAAUUUGAUUCGUUUGAAUAUCCUUUUGACGAUCCAAGCAUGGAACCUUUACCCCUCGGAUCGCAAGCACAAGUUCCAGCACUGGUUCAUUCAAGUUCUGAUUCCAACGUCAUGAAUGAAAGCUCAAGCAAGAAGGGUCCCACAGGCAGUACUAAUAGCCUUGUACAAGACCUCAUCAACAUUCUAAACCCUCUCACCAGCCAAACUGUUGUGUCCAAACGAAGCAUCGAAGAGGCUUUCUUCGCUGAUGACCAAGUUCGUGGUAACAAGCGUCAGAGGACGACCUGUCCUAUGCAAGCUGCGAGCAGGACUCCUCAAGAAGAAAGCACGCCUCGAUUCCGACCUUACCAGGAGACCCAGUGGAGAGCGCAGUUCCAAAAGCUCGUCCAGUACAAGCUUGAGCAUGGACAUUGCUCUGUUCCUCAUGCUUAUCCAGAGGAUCCUAUCCUAGCUCGAUGGGUCAAGAGACAAAGAUACCAAUACAAGAAGUUUAACGAUAACAGUCCUACAUCUACAAUGACAACUCGUCCAUCCAAGACCUCGAAGCUAUCGGUUUCGUAUGGCACACUCAAGCGUUGGCUUGGCAGGAAAAGCUCAAUGAGCUCAGAAUCUUCAAGCAGCAAAAAGGCCAUUGCAACGUCCCGGCUCACUACCCACAGAAUGCCUCUCUGUCAACUUGGGUAA